AUGCCGGAUUGGUGGCAGAAUCGAUAUGACCGUGCGAAAACGCCUCGAGCGAACGCAGCUUUAAAUGGCGACACGCCCCUGGUCUGGACAAUCGAUUUCGAUCAAGAUCGCGUCUUCUACGACCGAGAUGGCUUUCACCUGGUGCGCGAGCUCAAUACAUCCGACGGCCGGCCUCUACGACUGCGUCAAUUCAAGCCAUAUGUACCUCUGAAGCUCUCUUCGAGGCCUACCACCGCAUCCUCCGCAAUAUGCUCCCGAGAAGUUGCACCUCAAGACGUAAUUCCAAAGCAACUGUUCGACCUAGUGUACCGCAUCACAUCUGACUACGAACUUAACUGGAGGGAGGCGGGAUACAACGUCGAAGAUUACGGACUUACCCAGCUUGCCAUGGGUGUCCUGAGUUGCUUCACGCUCAAUUUCCAAUCCCUCACGAUUCAUCCCAAUCAACUCCACUGGAACAUGCGAAACUGGCGCGAGGGUGUCUGCCCCGAGAAGCUGCUGCACUGGCGCGCGUGGCCAAGUCCCCAGAUCGUGCCGGCCAUCUAUCUGAAUGGAGUUUACUUCAUCUUCACAGAGCGCAUUAGCGACGCUAUGUCCCUUGUGAACGACCACUACGUCGACGUAGCGUUUGACCCUUCUAAGCAUAUAGCGGAUACCGAUUUCUUUUCUGAUACAACCUGGUGCUGCAACCCGACCUGCAACAUCACAUACAUCGUAACCUCGAUCACCCACAUUCAAGUCUAUCGGAAGGCGCAGAGGAGCGUCAAAUGCACGCCCGUAGAGCCGUUCUUCGAUGGUCAGAACCCUCCCUCCGAAAUCGCUGUACGCUGGAUGCUAAAUGCAAUCCACGGAGAUGCAUACCCGCUCACUACACGUAUCCAUAAGCUUCCUCUCGAGCUGCAAGAGAUGAUACUCGACUACGCCUCUGGCGGCGAGAUCGACCGGGCUUACUACGCAGGUAUUCUCGGUCUCGGCAUCCCGUUCGAAUGGAAGAGCGGCGGCAUGCCACUCAAACGCCUCAAACUGUCAAAGAACAGGAAAAUUAGCGAGACGUUCCACGAGCAGCAAAUACACUUCUGGAACAACUUCGUUGGGAUAACGUAUCAGCCCGACGACGGGCGAGCCCCAAGCCGCUCGCCGGAGCCUGACUUCUCCGAGUAUGAAGAAGAUGAGCUGCUGUAG
Molecule: messenger RNA, 1182 nt
Organism: Trematosphaeria pertusa
Lineage: Eukaryota; Fungi; Ascomycota; Dothideomycetes; Pleosporales; Trematosphaeriaceae
Exons: 2
Coding region: 1-1182 (393 amino acids)
Source: RefSeq, a predicted model, not a curated record